Messenger RNA from Lycium barbarum (goji berry), 1053 nucleotides. RefSeq names its product aquaporin TIP4-1. Gene Ontology annotation, biological process: transmembrane transport; water transport. The transcript is spliced from 3 exons. Gene Ontology annotation, cellular component: membrane. NCBI's taxonomy places the organism in Eukaryota, Viridiplantae, Streptophyta, Magnoliopsida, Solanales, Solanaceae. Bases 175 to 918 code for a protein of 247 amino acids. The record is from RefSeq and is a predicted model, not a curated record. Gene Ontology annotation, molecular function: water channel activity.
AUAUUUUACGAGCAUGGCAUGCAUUUGAUGUCACUUGUAUAAAUACAUGUACGUGGUCCUCCAUUUUAAGAGCCAAUAAACCAUAGCCAUUCUUCAUUUCUUCUUAAGCUUUUAGCCUUUCGUUUGCCCGUCCAUUUAUCAUUACACAUUUCAUUAGAAAUUAAACGGCCAAUAAUGGCGAAGAUUGCUGUUGGAAGUGGCCGUGAGGCUAUUCAGCCUGACUGCAUCCAAGCCCUCGUUGUCGAGUUUAUUUGCACUUUUCUCUUCGUUUUUGCUGGUGUGGGAUCUGCCAUGGCUGCCAAUAAGCUAAAUGGAGAUCCACUGGUGAGUUUAUUUUUUGUGGCGAUGGCACAUGCAUUGGUGGUGGCUGUGACAAUAUCUGCUGGUUUCAGAAUUUCUGGUGGGCACCUUAACCCUGCUGUCACACUUGGCCUUUGUAUGGGUGGUCAUAUCACUGUCUUUAGAUCAAUCCUCUAUUGGAUUGACCAGUUAUUGGCUUCUGUUGCUGCUUGUGCUUUGCUCAAUUACCUCACUGGUGGAUUGAUAACACCAGUUCACGCACUAGCAGAUGGAGUGAAUUAUGGACAAGGAUUAAUUAUGGAGGUGAUUUUGACCUUCUCAUUGUUGUUCACUGUCUAUACUACCAUUGUGGACCCCAAGAAGGGAAUUAUUGAUGGGAUGGGCCCACUUCUAACUGGGCUUGUUGUUGGGGCCAACAUCAUGGCUGGAGGGCCUUUUUCAGGAGCUUCAAUGAACCCUGCAAGGUCAUUUGGGCCAGCUUUUGUUAGUGGAAUUUGGACUGACCAUUGGGUUUACUGGAUUGGGCCUUUGAUUGGUGGUGGUCUUGCUGGCUUUAUCUGUGAAAACUUUUUCAUUGUUAGGUCUCAUGUUCCACUUUCAAGUCAAGAAACUUUCUAGGUUUUGUAACAAAGGGUCUCUACCUAUUGUGUAGUCUUGGAGUGCUUUGGAAGUUUAGUCUGCCUUGCUAUGCAUGUAAUUUUAUGUUUUCUUCUUGUUAGGUUAUAUCUAAGUAAUAUAACUAUUUAGUACUUG